Messenger RNA from Tetrahymena thermophila SB210, 1005 nucleotides. Its product is annotated as Ras family protein. The transcript has 4 exons. Lineage: Eukaryota; Ciliophora; Oligohymenophorea; Hymenostomatida; Tetrahymenidae. The record is from RefSeq and is a predicted model, not a curated record.
AUGAAUAAUUUAAUUGAUCCUACCUAUAGAUCUUAAAGUAAUAUUAUUGGAGACAGCAUAGAUGUAAAUCUUUAAAAUAAUUUAAUUGCCUUUAAUUAUCAGGCAAACGCUACUUUAUCUCUAGAUAAUUUAUCACAUCAAUAAAAUAAGACAUACUUAGUAUUCUUACCUUAUUUAUACACUUCCGAUUAACAAGUAAUACCAUUGAAUACAAAAAAAUGUGCUGAUUUAUAACUUAAUGGAUUUGAUUGUAUAGAUUUCUCUUAGUGCCAAGAUACUGAUAUUUAUAAAACAUCUAUUCCAGAUAAUUGUGCAAGUCCUAGUGAAAUAGAUUAAAUAAUUAAUGAUAGAGGGUCUGCACUUCAUUUUAAAUUAUCAACCUCAUAAUACAAUAUUACUAUGUAAAAAACUGAAAUUUAAUUUAGAAACUAGUAUCUAAAUUUACAAGGAGAUCAGUUUUAAUUCACAACUAUUAGAAUUGUUAAGCAAGAAAUUACUGUCAAAUAAGGAGCAUUAUUCUAAUCAAGCUUUCCAGAUAUUUAAAGAUUUGAUAGAUAAUCUUUUAUUGAAAAAACAGGCCUAACCUUAAUAGCUUUCUAUUUUAAGUUUUGGGACAGAAAUAAAAUAUUUGAAGAUAAUGGAAUAGAUGCCAAUACUAAAUAAGUUAUUUAAGAAUAAGCUAACAGAAACUCUAAUAUUUUCUAGCUCUUUUCAGAUGUAAUUUAUUUAAAGAAAGCAAUUAUGGUUUUGCUGAGUAGUGAGUAAUUAGCAGCUUUAAAUUUAGUAGGUUUUUCGGCUAAAUUUUAUCAAGGAAUUGACUAAAACAACAAAUAAGCUAAUUAUAUUAAAAGCGAAAAUUACUUUGAGAAUUAGUAUCUACUAUCACAAUCUAAAGAUCUUCAAUACAAAUAUGUAAAUAAAUUCUUAAAUAGGUGUUUUAAAAGCUAAAACAUAAGUGAAGUCGAUAUGAGAAUUCUUUCUUCAUUAAAUAGAGAUGAUAAAUGA